Molecule: messenger RNA, 1958 nt
Organism: Solanum pennellii
Lineage: Eukaryota; Viridiplantae; Streptophyta; Magnoliopsida; Solanales; Solanaceae
Exons: 2
Coding region: 214-1806 (530 amino acids)
Biological process (GO): sesquiterpene biosynthetic process
Molecular function (GO): cyclase activity
Source: RefSeq, a predicted model, not a curated record
UUUUUUUAAUUAAAGGUGACUUAUAUAUUUACACACAGAUACGGAAAAAGAAACACUCCCAACAGAGAAACAAAACAAAAACAAACAAACAAAAAAGACAGAAGAAAAACAUCGAAUUGAGUUUGAUUACACAGAUUUAGAUGGUCAUUUUGCGCUCCCAUUGAAACAGAAGAGUUGUUAAUAUUUUGACUGUGAAUCCAAAUAAACAUUCAAAUGAUAUCUGCUGGCAAUGGUGAACAUCCUGGUAUUGUUGAGGAACCUAUGGGUAAGGCUCUGAAUGUUUCAACAUCCCAAAGGGAAGUUGUAAGUAAUGAAAAUUGUCAAAGUGCUAUACCCGAAAGGCUAAAACCCCUCAACUCUGAUAAUUUGGGUUCUCCAUCGGCAAAGUUUGAUCAGAUAGGUGAUCGAAGAGAUGAGUUUACUCCAACUCUACCUUCUUCUAGACCCCAUCAUCUCCGUCAACGUAUUACUAAACUAUUUUCACGGAAAUUGGAUUGGGCAUCUAUUAGGAAAAUGUGCGCAGAGUGGUUCAAAAAACCGCUGAAUAUUCUACUGUUUAUCUGGAUUGCAUGUGUAGGUGUUUGUAGUGUAAUUAUGCUUCUUCUGAUAACGGGGGCUUUGAACCAUGCCCUCCCUAAGAAAUCUCAGAGAGAUACAUGGACUGAAGUGAUUAACCAAAUUCUUAAUGCAUUGUUUGGUCUGUUAUGUCUUUACCAGCACCCAAAAAGGCUAUCUCACUUGAAUCUUUUAUUGCGAUGGAGGCCAGAAGAUAUUUCCACGCUCAGAAGCGCUUAUUGCAAAAAUGGUACUUAUAAGCCCAAUGAAUGGAGACACAUGAUGGUGGUUGUCGUAUUACUGAAUCUCAACUGUUUUGCUCAAUAUGCUGUUUGUGGGCUUAAUUGGGGUUUCAAGAGAUCAGAAAGACCAGCUACUUUGGUAGGCAUAUGUGUCUUAGCUGCAGUUCUUUCACCUGCCAUUGCUGGACUUUACUGUACGCACAGCUCUCUAGGAAAAGAUUAUGAUACUGAGUUAGACGAGGAAUCACAAGCUCAAAAAAUAGCUGCCGAGAGCAGCAGUGGUAGCCAACCGAGAAGAAUACCAUUGGAAAAGAGAUUUUCUUUUGCAUCAGAUAAAGGGAGAGUUGUUGAAACUAGACCACAAUGGAGUGGAGGUAUUCUUGAUUUUUGGGAUGAUAUUUCUACGGCAUGUCUGUCUUUGUUCUGCUGUUUUUGUGUUUUUGGUUGGAAUCUGGAGAGACUUAGGUUUGGAAAUAUGUAUAUUCAUAUUGCUACUUUUCUGCUCUUCUGUAUGGGUCCUUUCUGGAUCUUCAAUUUGGCUGCUGUUAAUAUUGACAGUGAUUCUGUUAAGAAGGUAUUAGGAGCUACCGGAGUUGUUCUUUCUCUGUUUGGGUUACUCUACGGUGGAUUUUGGAGGAUUCGGAUGAGAAAAAGAUACAAUUUGCCUUCCUACAAUACUUGUUGUGGUAAACCUGAUGUUGCUGAUUGUGCACUAUGGCUUUUCUGUUGUUGUUGCUCUCUUGCUCAGGAAGUAAGGACUGCAAACUCCUAUGACAUCGUCGAGGAUAAAUUUUGUAGGAAACAUGAAAAUAUAUCACCAUUGCCUCGUGAGGAUGGGCGAUAUACGCAUACUUCAGCUACUCCACUUCCAACAAUACCAAGCCCCAGCAGAUUUGCAGAGGAACUUCAUAGUCCUGAUAGAAACGAGAGAGGUCAAAAUGUGAUAAUCAUACCACCUUCUCCUUCAGUUAUACAAAGAGAAGAGGACAACCUCAACCAUAAAUUGUAAGCUAUAGGUAUGUUGUAUUUCUAUAUGUUGUACAAGUGCUGAUUCUGAUCAUAUAUUAUUCUCUGUAAUAAUGUUGCACUGCCCUGAUUCUUUGACAUUUUUAGUCGAGUGUUUUUAUCACUUCCAAUUUUUAAAAGAUGUUAUUUUCUAAA